AUGGACCUAUCAUGCGAAAUUGUGAACAAAAGUGAGGCGCACAUACCAUCAGAUUCGGACUCCAUCGAGAAAUUUAAUGAACUGCUUAAUACUAUCAAUUUGUGGCGUAACGACAUGAAUUCUAACAUAAUGAGUAUUAGAGACGAAAUUAAGAAUGAUAUGAACUCUAACUUUAUGAGUAUUAGGGAAGAAAUUAAAAAUACCUUAAGUGACAUCCAAUCUGAAAUUAAGUCUCUACGAGAGGAGCAAGCCACCCUGAGACAAAAUGUUUCUAAUAUAAACAUAGAAUUAUCGUCCCUUCAAAACUCCAUUCAAUUUCAAUCUGACGAACAUGGUACUUUGAAACAUAGAGUCGAUGAAAUCGCACGUGUUGCUGGUGAACAGACCACAUCAGCAACUGCAGGACUACAGUACAGAAUCGACUCCCUGGAACAACAAGCCAGACAGACAAAUGUUGAAAUCUGUAACGUACCGGAGCGUAGAAAUGAAAACCUUAUAGGUAUCAUCGAAGCCAUUGGAACAGCGAUCCGCUUCCCCAUUUCAAAGGCAGACAUUGUGUCGAUACAUCGGGUUCCUCACGCACACAGCACAAAUGAUAGACCUAAAAACAUCAUUGCUAAAUUCAGCACACGUAUACAGAGGGACAAUAUAAUUGCAGCAUAUCGUAAAGCAAAAUCACUGAGAGAGAAAGACGACAGUCCAGUACUGGUCAUCCGAGGAGAAGACGACCUCAAAAAACUUCGAAUCACUAAAAAGAAGUGA
Molecule: messenger RNA, 762 nt
Organism: Parnassius apollo (apollo)
Lineage: Eukaryota; Metazoa; Arthropoda; Insecta; Lepidoptera; Papilionidae
Source: the annotation of a GenBank genome assembly